CACACACACACACACACACACACACACACACACACACACACACACACACACACGGGGAACAGCGCCCCAUCCAUAAUUGAUGCUAGCUGUGGGCAGGCAGAUGCUGGAGGCAGGAGGAAGAAGGGAGGAAGAAGGGAGGGAAGGAGGGAGAGCAGCUGGAUGUGUUUAUGGAGGAGAAAGAGGAAGGCAAGAUGGUGGAGCAGGGUAACCAAGAGGCCCCUCCCCCUCCAGACUCCAGGACUCAGCCGUACCCCUCCGCCCAAUUUGCCCCCCCUCAGAACGGCCUGCCCGCUGAGUUCACCGCCUCACACCCUCACCCUGCGCCCCCCGACUACACAGGACAACCCCCCGUCAGCGAACACCCCCUCAACAUGUACCCCACUUCACAGAACCACAGUGAACAGAGUGGACAGGACACCAGCAUACAGACCGUCUCAGCCACAGCCACAACAGAGGAGGAGUCUCAGACAGACAGUCAGCAGCAGAGCCAGUCGUCUGACAGUUGUAACAGUAAGACUCAACCCAAGCGUCUCCAUGUCUCCAACAUACCCUUCAGAUUCAGGGACCCAGACCUCAGGCAAAUGUUUGGCCAAUUUGGUCAAAUCUUAGAUGUUGAAAUCAUUUUUAAUGAGCGGGGCUCUAAGGUAGGUGAUGCGUUGUGUUUCUCUUCUGCAUGGUAGUUGUUAGAGGAAGCUAGAGGUUAGAGAUGUGUGUUAGAGGAAGCUAGAGGUUAGAGAUGUGUGUUAGAGGAAGCUAGAGGUUAGAGAUGUGUGUUAGAGAAAGCUAGACGAUAGAGAUGUGUAAGAGGAAGCUAGAGGUUAGAGAUGUGUGUUAGAGGAAGCUAGAGGUUAGAGAUGUGUGUUAGAG
Molecule: messenger RNA, 867 nt
Organism: Oncorhynchus tshawytscha (Chinook salmon)
Lineage: Eukaryota; Metazoa; Chordata; Actinopteri; Salmoniformes; Salmonidae
Product: RNA binding protein fox-1 homolog 1-like
Exons: 4
Coding region: 168-680 (170 amino acids)
Biological process (GO): nervous system development; regulation of alternative mRNA splicing, via spliceosome
Cellular component (GO): cytoplasm; nucleus
Molecular function (GO): mRNA binding
Source: RefSeq, a predicted model, not a curated record